GUUGCUCAAUCUUGUGAUUUAAGUCCAUCUUUUUUUUAGACCCUCAGGGAUGGGUGUCUAUCUUUUUUUUUUUCUUUCGAAACCUCGCUCGAACUGGCGAUAAAAACUCUGUUCUUUAAUGGUCUCAAAUCUGCUCCUGAACCGCUCAACCUGACUCCCGUUCGUUCCGCCUGUUCCGAUCCUCUCCCUCAGCGGUCUCAACAUUAGUCAAUAGGGAAAAGCUGAAGCCCAGCCCUCAGUUGAUUCGAUCGGUUCCGGAUCUCGGGUUGUUUUUUCUUUCACUGGAAAAUUGGCAAAGUAAUCUGCAUUGCAUUCUAAUAUAUUGAUAUAAGGGAUCAGCAUCACCUCAAAUGGCUGACGGUGUAGGACUCAAGAAGUACGGGGUCCCAAUUUACGGGGCUGCAUGGGUCCCGUCCAGGGCCAUCACAUCCGCUCCUGAACCAAAGCCGAAGGAAGAUGGAGACAGUAUGGUCCCUGCUGACAAGUUGUCUUCACUCACUGCUGACAACUAUAUUGUCCUUGCUGGAGGUGGCGGUGAAGGGCGUAGCGGCGUCCCAAAUGCUAUCCUCCUUGUUCAUUUCGACUCUGACUCCCACAUUCUAUCCAACCAACCAGUAGCAAGGCUUGGAACUGGUACUGAUGUGCCUUACAGGAUGGCGGUUCACCCUGGAGGAGAAGGUCUUAUUUGUUCUUUACCCAAAAGUUGCAGGUGGUUUGAGUGGGAUGCAAGCAAUACCACAGAUGAUGGUGCUUUAGCUCUAAAAUCGUCUCAGAGAGUUCUUAAGAAUUUGGAAGACAUUGAGCUGCAACUAGCACUAACAUUUAACAAUGAGGGUUCCCUACUUGCUGUUGGUGGUGAGAACAGGAUGGCAAGCUUAAAGUUUUCAAAUGGCCAAGCAUGGAGAUUAUUAUUGAUGACCCCAAGGAUAGUUCUUCUGUAAAAGAUUUAGAUUUCAGCCCUGAUGGAAAAUUUCUCGUAUCUCUCGAAAGUGGCUGUUGUAGGGUCUGGAAUGUCUCAACAUUAACAUUGGUGGCUUCUUUACCGAAGAAAAAUGAUGAGAUGUUUGGAUUUUGUAGGUUCUCGCGAAGCAGUAAGAACCAGACCAUCUACGUCACUGCUUCACAGGGAAAAGGAGGAAGUAUUGUAAUGUGGAACACCACUACAUGGAAGAGGAUGAACUCAAAGCUGGUUGUCUCUCUCCCGAUUUCAGCAUUUGAUGUUUCAGCUGAUGGGAAGCUCCUAGCAGUUGGGACCACUGAAGGCGAGGUUCGAGUCUUGAGUUCUGAAAAUAUGCGAGUGCUGAUGACGGUUAAGAAAGCACAUAUGGGUAUACCAACCAAAGUAGCAUUCUCUGAUGAUUCAAGGGCUUUGCUAUCUGCGUCAAUGGAUUCAAGUGCAAGGGUGACACUUAUCAAGGACAAUCACAGUAAAAAUGGAGGGUUCAAUUUCUGGAUGAUACUUUUUGUCAUUUUAUUGGCAAUAGCUGUGUACUAUGCAACGCAGGAAGGGAAGCUUUCAUGGCAGCACAACUUCCCAUUCAAGUUCUAGAAUAAAAGUUCACUGCCGUCGCUACAUUUUGAUAAUUUUCUGCUAUCGCCCUUUGUUAUAGACAAUAGUUGAGGUUGCCCCUCUUAGAAAUAGAUUAAUAAAUUACGCACUUAAUAGUGUAAUGUACCCUGGAGACCGUGAUGUGCUUAGAUAAUACAAGUAACAGUUCCUGUCUUUUCCGUUUGGUGUCAAGAUUCAAGAAGGCUUUCCCAAAUAACAGAGACCCAUAGAAAAAAUCUCGUACUUCGUUCUUUAUGUGGAUAUAUGCCUAUUCAC
Cuscuta epithymum is the source of this 1825-nucleotide messenger RNA. Lineage: Eukaryota; Viridiplantae; Streptophyta; Magnoliopsida; Solanales; Convolvulaceae. The record is from the annotation of a GenBank genome assembly.